Messenger RNA from Ananas comosus (pineapple), 5332 nucleotides. RefSeq lists its product as uncharacterized. Gene Ontology annotation, cellular component: cytoplasm. The record is from RefSeq and is a predicted model, not a curated record. Gene Ontology annotation, molecular function: protein binding. Bases 131 to 4435 code for a protein of 1434 amino acids. The transcript is spliced from 9 exons. Lineage: Eukaryota; Viridiplantae; Streptophyta; Magnoliopsida; Poales; Bromeliaceae.
UACUCGUCUCCUAAAACUCUCAUUCUUCUUCGUCCACUUCCCCACCCCAUCGCCCCUCACUCCCUCUCGCGAUCAUCCUAAACCCUUCUUCGCCGGAGCUCGCGGCGGCGUGGGUGGCGGCGAGGGGCGAAUGAAGUGCCCCUCCGUCGCGUGCCUCUGGCCCUCCGCCCCUCCGCCGCACCGCGUCACCGCCGCCGCCUCCGCCUCCGCCUCCGCCUCCGCCUCCGCCGCCGCGGCGCUCUACACCGGUGGAUCGGACGGAUCCCUCGUGUGGUGGGACCUUUCCGAUCCGGAGAUCCGGCCCAUCGGGCUCCUCUGCGGCCACGCCGCCCCCAUCGCCGACCUCGCCCCCUGCUCCCCCUCCGCCGCCGCGCCCUCCAUCCUCAGCGCCUGCUCCGACGGCGUCCUCUGCGUCUGGAGCGGCGGAGGGCGUUGUCGGCGGCGGCGAAAGCUCCCGCCGUGGGCCGGGGCGCCCUCCCUCCUCGCGCCGCUCCCCCUCACGCCGCGCCGCGUCUGCGUCGUCUGCAGCUCCGCUGACGCGGCCGCUCCCCACCCCAACGAGGACGGCGAGGAGGCUUCUACGAAGAGAUCGACCAAGUGUAACGUUCUGAUCGUUGACUCGUGCACCCUCAACGUAGUCCAAACAGUGUUCCACUCGUACCUGUCGAUCGGGUCGCCUACGGCAGUGGCGGUGGUCCCGGCGGUGGAGGGCAAUGUGAACAAGAAGCAUGAUGUAGUGUUGGUCGAUGGGCAAGGGCGUAUCCAGCUCUUGGCGAUAUCAGAAUCCGACCAUGAUGGCCAAAGUGAGAUUUUUUCCUAUUGUAGCUCUUCUUCCGAUCUCGGUUCAUCUCUUUUGGGGGAGAAUUCGUUCGAUGGGGCUCAGGCAGUGGCGCUCGCUGGCGAUGGAAAGCUCGUGGCGUUGGUUUUCGGAUCUCGGUGUUUGUUUAAGUCCGUAGCGGAUGGAGCCAUCAUUGGGGAGAUCUCUUUGGUUGGUACUUCCCUUUACAAUGAGGACUCUUCAUCAAAGGUUCGGCUCAUCGGCGGCAUUUUUCUUCAGGACGAUGAUUCAGAAACUGGGAAUUCAUCUAAUGGCGUCAUAAAAACCGUUGCUUUAUGGAAUACUAAUGGUGCAGCAGUGGUGUUUAGAAUUUCCUUUUCUGGUGUUGCAUUUGACUUCAAGCCUCUGUGUGAGAUUCCAUCAAUUCCUUCUAGUUCCGAAGGGAAAUCGUCGAUUCAUUUUUGUCAGUUAAAAGGUGAUCUUAUCCAGAUCGUAUCGAACUGUGUCACGGUCGGCAAAUCUUCCGUGUGGGAACCACAUGUCUCGAGAUGGUCAAUUCAACAAUUAGAAUCUACUGCUUUUAGCAAGCUGCUUGCGGAAGGGAGCUUUUCAGGUGAAUGGCCAAUAAAAGGAAGAAAAAACACAGAUUUAUGUAAAAGGACUGUAUCUUCUUCAAUGGUGCUCUCCGAAGAUUUCUAUGCUCCUUAUUCUGUAGUUUAUGGCUUCUAUAGCGGUGAAAUAGAAGUUAUUCGGUUCAUAAAUCUGUUUCCGGAGGUAAAAUCUGGUAUUGGAGGCAUCUAUCCUCACAUCUCCGAGCAGUUCUUUUCAGGACACUCGGGUGCAAUUCUAUGUUUGGCGACACAUCGAAUGCAUGCACAAUCCAACGAACAGAACUUCAGUCGAGUUCUAAUAUCAGGUAGCCUCGACUGUACAAUCCGUGUAUGGGAUUUUGACACGGGUAAUCCCCUUUCAUCGUUCCACCAUCACGUGGCUCCUGUUAGGCAAAUUAUACUGCCGCCACCUUGGACUAAUAAACCCUGGAAUGACUGUUUCCUCUCCGUUGGAGAUGAUGGCUGUGUGGCUCUUGUUUCUCUUGAAACUAUGAGGGUGGAGAGAAUGUUUCCUGGUCAUCCUAGUUACCCAUCCAUGGUAGCAUGGGAUAGCAAAAAAGGCUACAUAGCUUGUUUGUGUAGAAAUCUUCUGUCUUCGCAUAAUGCCGUUAGUGUUCUAUAUCUGUGGGAUGUGAAAUCUGGUGCUAGAGAACGGAUUAUUCGAGGGGCAGCUUCCCAUUUGGUUUUCGACCAUUUCUGUAGGGGAAUAAAUAAGAACUCUAUUACGGGUGGUAUUUUGGGAGGCACGACCUCGGCUUCAUCACUGCUUCUUCCUGUUUUCAAAGAUAAGAACAAUUCACAGUUGAAAAAUAGUUCAGUAAGGAAUGAGAAGGGUACAACUGGCAAUUUUCACAGGGGUAAAAUGGAUACUAUUGAGUUCACUUCUCUUGCUCAGAGCAGUAAGGAGAAGGAACCAGCUCGUGAUGAUUUCUUUCGGAAUAGUUCUACGAAGAUUCCUUCUCACAAAAUUCUUCAAAAGAAAAAGCUACCCAUAAAAUGUUCUUGCCCUUUUCCUGGCGUUGCAAGUAUUAAGUUCGAUCUUUCGGCUCUUAUGUCCCCCCUCAUUGCCAUGCCAAACUGUGAUGUUAAGCAGCUAAAAGCCCAUCAUUCUGACCAUGAAUCGCAAGAAAUACCUUUUGAAGCUGGAACUUCUAAUGAUAAUUCAAAUGUAAUCGACAGUCCUUCAAAAGAAACACUAGAAGGACGUCUACUUCGGUUCAGCUUAUGCUUUUUACACUUAUGGGGUGUUGAUGGUGAGCUAGAUAAAUUGCUUGUUGAUGAGAUGAAUAUAUGCAAGCCAGAAGGCUUCCAUAUAGCUCCUGGUGUGGUGGGGGAUAGAGGUUCUAUUACGUUAAUGUUUCCUGGCAUGUGGGCUACUCUUGAGCUUUGGAAGUCUUCAUCUGAAUUCUGUGCAAUGAGAUCCCUCACCAUUGUUUCUCUCGCUCAACAUAUCAUCACUUUGUCCCAUUCCUGUACAACUGCUAGCAGUGCCUUGGCAGCAUUUUAUACGCGGAAUUUUGCCGAGAAAGUUCCACACAUAAAGCCUCCUUUGCUCCAGCUCUUGGUGAGUUUUUGGCAGCAUCCUUGUGAGCAUGUCCGCAUGGCUGCACGCUCUUUAUUCCAUUGUGCAGCUCCACGUGCUGUUCCAUGUCCCCUGUAUAAACAAAAGAUCAAAUCUUCUGAAUUCCCUUCAAGCCCGUUGAACCAUGUGGAGAAUCUCCUUCCAGAUAUGAAGAAUGCAUCUUUAACUGACUAUUUAGAAUCCGAGAGAAAUACGGAAAAUCUCAAUCGGCAUGAAUCUGAAUCAUCUCCCAUACUUUCAUGGCUGGACUCAUUUGAGAAUCAAGAAUGGGUUUCUUGGAUUGGUGCAACAAGUCAGGAUGCAAAAGCCUCUAAUAUCAUCGUUGCAGCUGCUUUAGCUGCUUGGUACCCUAGCAUUGUGAAGGAUGAACUUCCAAAUUUAGUUGUUAAUCAGCUAAUCAAGUUACUUAUGUCCAUGAAUGAUCGAUACAGCUCGACAGCAGCUGAGCUCUUAGCUGAGGGAAUGGAAAGUACGUGGAAAGACUGUUUAGGUGCUGAUAUUCCUAAACUUACUGGAGAUAUAUUUUUCCAAAUCGAAUGCCUUAGUGGUUCCCCUGCUAGCUGUGUGAUAUGGAAUCCAGUAGUUGCUGUUACUAUUCGGGAAGCUUUGGUUGAUAUUCUUCUACCGACCUUAGCUAUGGCUGAUAUAGUAGGAUUUUUUGGUGUUAUUGAAGGUCAAAUUUGGGCAACUUCAUCUGAUUCACCUGUUCAUUUGGUAUCAGUGAAAACUCUUAUCAGAGUAGUCCGCGGUUCUCCCAAGACCUUGGCACCAUAUCUUGACAAGGUAAUAAACUAUGUUUUACAGACGAUGGACCCUAGCAAUUUGGUCAUGCGUAAGGCUUGCCUUAGUGGCUCUAUGGUUGCAUUAAGAGAAAUUGCACGUGUAUUUCCAAUGGUUGCUCUUAAUGAAUCUUUAACACGGUUGGCUGUUGGAGAUGCUAUUGGAGAUAUUCAUACUGCUACAAUACGCGUCUAUGACAUAGAAAGUGUGACCAAAAUAAAGAUAUUGGAUGCAAGUGGACCACUGGGUCUUCCAAGUUUACUUGAAGGAGCAUCGAGUACAAAGAUUGCUAUAGCAAUAUCAGCUUUGAGCUUUUCUCCAGAUGGAGAGGGGCUCGUUGCUUUCUCUGAGAAUGGGUUGAUGAUCAGAUGGUGGUCAUUGGGAACUGCAUGGUGGGAGAGGAUCAGCAGAAAUAGUCUUGUUCCUGUCCAAUGCACCAAGCUCAUUUUUGUUCCUCCAUGGGAGGGCUUUUCACCUAACUCUUCUCGUCUGAGUAUAAUGGCAAGCAUUAUAGGGAAUGGAAAACAAGCAAAUUCUCCGGAUAAGCUGAGGGAACUCAAUGAUGCUGAUAAUCUGAAACUGUUAAUUCACAAUCUUGAUCUUUCUUAUCGGCUUCAAUGGAUUGGAGGAAGGACUAUUAAACUCACAAGGCAUGGCCAGGAGUUGGGCACAUUUCAGUUGUGAUCUCAUCAAUGCUAGCUGAAUUGGUGACUUAUCUUGAGGAGAUUGUGCAAUUAGUUCACUCGUUUACGCACCAGGUGUAAGUGCACGUUUCAGUUGUGAUCUCAUCAAUGCUAGCUGAAUUGGUCAGUUUUCAUAAAGAGGUUGUGCAAUGAGUUCACUCGUUUACGCACCAGGUGUAUGCGCAGUUGAUGAUUCUGGUCGCUAUAUAAGCUUUUUUCUACUUGGAAGACGAUGAUUUCUGAAGAAGAAUCAAUCUUUCUGUUUAUUCCUGGUUUACUGUGUGCACUGAACUGAGCAAGGAAUUCAUUUGAUUGAGGAGAGAGAGAUUCAUCUCUCUGAUCAUUCCUCGUUAACUGAUGGUGUGAUCUGAACUGAGAGGAAUUCAUUUUAUUGAGGUAGAGCUCGUAAGUUGUCUGGGUUGUGGUGCAAUGAUGGAUGACUCCCUCAUCCAGUGCCUAUGACGACAGAAAGGCGUGAAACAAAUGCAGGAAAAGGGAUGAAAUAAUAAACGAGCAAAAGCAAAUACAUCAUGCAUUUUGUACAAAGUUUUCUCCAGCAUUGCACAUGGAUCUCUCUGCUUCGACAACUCUGGCUCCAGUGUGUUUUAAGCCAACAACUAUCUAUAUAAGUACGUACAUAAGAGGGACAAAUAUCAAUGCCCCCUGAUAAUUAAGUUAUGUCGCAUGUAUAUAAAGGUUGGCAUCAGUAUUCUUUUGGUUGUAGAUAAGCAGUUUGAGGGGGUCUGACCGUAUUUAUGUACAAUUGUAGUGGCAGGAGUUAUGUUAGUUUGAUUGAUGAAAGGAUGUUCUUUUUGCUUAUUUAUUCAUUUUCAUGAAAGUUUCUGUAUCUAACAUUUCUCAAUCCCCUUAAAAUUGUGGAUUCAACACUUGUGAUGUU